Sorghum bicolor (sorghum) is the source of this 1472-nucleotide messenger RNA. Its product is annotated as protein DEHYDRATION-INDUCED 19. The transcript has 5 exons. The record is from RefSeq and is a predicted model, not a curated record. Lineage: Eukaryota; Viridiplantae; Streptophyta; Magnoliopsida; Poales; Poaceae. The coding region runs from base 441 to 1118 and encodes 225 amino acids.
CACUGGCUCUGCUCUGCCUUCUCACCUCACCUCGGAGCGGCGCGGGGCGCGGGCCGGCAGGGACGGCGACCGCACGGCGAACUAAAAAAAAAAAAACACGAACCAGCGGCGCCACGUCCCUGGUCCCUCUCCUCCUCCUCCUCUCUCUCCACAUCUCACUCUCACCUCCCGAUAAGAGAGGGCCCUCGGCUUCCCCUCCCUCCCCUCCGCUCCAGCUCCAGCUCCCCUCCAUCCUCGGCCAAAAAUCUGCGGCGAGCUCCGCUCCGAUCCGAUCCGAUCCGACUGCUCCCCACGCCGUUGAGGCCGAGCGGGGGUCCAGGAGAGGAGAGGAGAGGCGCGGCGCCGCGGCUGCCACCGUACCGCCGCCGGAGGAGAGAGGGGAGAAGGAAGAGGAGCCGUACCCGUCCGCUUGCUCCGCUUCCGCCGGACCUAUCGACCCGAUGGACUCGGAGCACUGGAUCUCGCGCCUGGCGGCUGCGAAGCGCUUCUACGCGGCGCAGCUCGGCCACAGCGAUCGGGCGGGGAUGGAGGAGCUGGACAUGGACGAGGAGGUCAGGCCCGAGUUCGCCUGCCCCUACUGCUACGAGGACCACGACGUCGGAUCCCUCUGCGCGCACCUGGAGGAGGAGCACCCGUUCGAGCCCCAAGCCGCGGCUUGCCCUGUCUGCUCUGAGAUGGUUACGAAGGAUAUGGUUAACCAUAUUACUAUGCAACAUGGAUAUUUAUUCAAGAAUCGUCGCCGGUUGCGCAGAUUCAUCAUUCCAGGCAGCCAGGCCCUUUCUUUACUGAGCCGAGAUCUACGGGAAGCCCAUUUGCAGGUGCUUCUUGGAGGCGGACAUAGAUCAAGCAACAAUAACAGCACCACAAAUAUUUCAGCUGAUCCUCUUCUGUCAUCAUUCGGCCUUAGCUUCCCUACAUCAGAUGCAGAGCAAACAUCCAAAUCGACUCUUUCCAUUCCUGAUGAUGCUACGAUGAUAAAAGAAACGCCUGCUCAGGCACGGAAGUUAAGUAUCGAUUCGUCCCUCACAAGUGAAGAAAGGGAGCAGAAACGGAAGCAAGCCAGCGUCAGAGCCACAUUCGUGCAAGACCUGCUGCUCUCUACUCUAUUCGGGGACUAAUAAAUCAGGAUGAGCCAAGUUAUCACUGGAAGGGUGCUUCCCGGUGCAGGUCUGCAGAGACUAGCGUGCUCCACCCAACUUGCUGAAUUCCUCGACGGAACAUAUGCGCGCAUCCGGGGUGCUAGCCUUUCGUCCCUUCCAGUGUGGUGCAGAAUCGAUGUGGGCAUGAUGUGUCUUCUAAGUUAUUGUAAGCCGGUCUCUCUAUCCUCAGUUCCUUCAUAACUGACGAUCAGCAUGUGAUAUGCAUGCAAGUCGCGGUUGUGCGUGUACCUCAUCUGUGUCUGAACUCUGAAGCAUUGGUUUGUUGUACCAACAUAAUAAUAAUAAUGUUACAACAGCGGAUGGCUAUACAUA